Molecule: messenger RNA, 1704 nt
Organism: Asparagus officinalis (garden asparagus)
Lineage: Eukaryota; Viridiplantae; Streptophyta; Magnoliopsida; Asparagales; Asparagaceae
Product: tafazzin-like
Exons: 7
Coding region: 107-1399 (430 amino acids)
Biological process (GO): phospholipid metabolic process
Source: RefSeq, a predicted model, not a curated record
UUGGUGAUCCGACUCCGAUUCGUCGAAGCCUCAUGCUUCUUAUAGAUUUUGUCGCAAGAGAGUUGGUAAGAGUGUUGAUGGGGUCCAUGAUUCCGUGAUCGUUCGGAUGCUUCAAGCUGUGGCCGUGCCUGUUAUUGGGAGUGCUUGCCAUGUUUUUAUGCAUGGGCUUAAUCAUGUUAAGGUAUAUGGAGCUGAGAAAUUGCAUCAGGCAUUGCUGCAAAGACCUAAAGGGAAACCCCUUUUGACGGUAAGCAAUCAUGUAGCCGCUAUAGAUGAUCCGUUUGUGGUCGCUUCAUUGCUUCCACCAAACAUUAUGCUGGAUGCCCACAAUUUGAGAUGGACACUUUGUGCAACUGAUCGCUGUUUCAGCAAUCCAGUGCUAUCCGCAUUCUUCCGAUGUGUCAAAGUUUUACCUGUUUCUCGUGGUGAUGGCAUUUAUCAGAAGGGAAUGGAUAUGGCUCUGUCCAAGCUAAAUAAUGGUGGGUGGGUUCAUAUAUUCCCCGAGGGAAGUCGUUCUAGGGAUGGUGGGAAAACUCUCAGUUCUUCCAAGAGAGGGGUUGGAAGGCUGGUGAUGGAUGCAGACAGCAUCCCAAUAGUCAUCCCCUUUGUCCACACAGGAAUGCAAGAAAUCAUGCCCGUAGGAACAAAAUUCCCCAAAGUCGGGAAACAGGUUACCGUGGUAGUUGGUGACCCAAUCUAUCUUGAAGAUCUACUCGUCUCCAAGGAUAAUACCCAAGAUGCGAAUAGAGGAACUCUAUAUGAUGCUGUGUCAUCAAGGAUAGGUAAUCGCCUCCAAGAGCUAAAACUUCAAGCUGAGAGAUUAGCUUUGGAGCAUCAAUUUGAAGUCGAGCAGUAUCACAUGCAUGACAAAAGAUAUGAAUAUGAUAUUUGGCAGCAAGUCGACUGGGAAGCAUUUGGCAUGGAAAAUGUUAUGUCAACUGGUGGAGACACCUCCCAGAUUGUGAAACAAAGAUUUCCAAGCCAGCAAAAGAAAUCCCUCGAACAGUCCCAGAAGCCCGAAUCCUCUCAUCAAACACUCGGGAUGGGCUUCAGUUAUGAUGGUGGUAUUAUGUCCAGAGUUCGUAAUUAUGUAAACCCAUCUGAGUUUAUGGGAUUUGCUGCGAGAGGCUUGUUCAUGAAUGGUCAGUUGCUUGAUGAAGGUACCUUCAAUAUUCAAGAAACUGGUCCGGUCAAGGCCUGGAAAGAGUUCAUGAAUAAGAGAUCAUCAAUUGAAGGGCAUUUUAAGAUUCAAGAAGCUGCUCCAGUUAAGGCAUGGAAGCAGUUUGUGAAUGAAAGAUUGCCUGAUGAGGGUGGCUUUAGAAUUCAAGAAGCCGUUCCAGUUAAGGCAUGGAAACAGUUCUUUGAAGGCAGUGGGUUUAAUAUGCGCAGUUGUAUGUAGUUUGUACCCCAGGCCUUAACAAAACAAGCGCAGGCUCAGGAUUGAGAGCUCGUGGCUGUCUUGAGGUUCUACUAAUUCGAGUAGCUAGUUGUACUGUGUUAACUCAUUUUUGUCCGUUAAUCUGAAAUUUUUGGUACAUUUUAGCAGUACUGUUUCUGAAAUAAGCGGGCAGCUAGUUGUACUGUGUGAACUCAUUUUUGUCGAUUAAUUUGAAAAUUCUGGUACAUUUAGCAGUACUGUUUCUGAAAUAAGCGGGCUUCCUGUAGCCUGAACAAUAACAGAUGUAUGAUGCUUUUUGUCAGUUC